CUGCUUUACCAGGCUGCCUUCUGUCUGUCCAGAGGUCCCUGCUUCAGCCGGGCCACCUGUCCUGUCAGGCACAUGUCUGUCCAUGGAUGGCCAUCAUCAUAAAAAUGAGGAAAGCUGGCAUGAUGGGUGCCGGGAAUGCUACUGUCACAAUGGACGGGAAAUGUGUGCUCUGAUCACCUGCCCGGUGCCUGCCUGUGGCAACCCCACCAUUCAUCCGGGACAGUGCUGCCCGUCAUGUUCAGAUGACUUUGUGGUGCAAAAGCCAGAGCUCAGCACCCCCUCCAUUUGCCACGCCCCUGGAGGAGAGUACUUUGUGGAAGGAGAAACGUGGAACAUCGACUCCUGUACGCAGUGCACCUGCCAUAGCGGGCGGGUGCUGUGCGAGACAGAGGUGUGCCCGCCACUGCUCUGCCAGAAUCCCUCGCGCACCCAGGACUCCUGCUGCCCGCAGUGCACAGGUGACCGCGCUGCGCACUGCGCGCCCCGGGCGAGGGAGGCUGCCGCGCAGGCGCUGUGGCCCUACGGGAAACUGUU
This is a messenger RNA of Ailuropoda melanoleuca (giant panda), 534 nucleotides long. RefSeq names its product cysteine-rich motor neuron 1 protein-like. The record is from RefSeq and is a predicted model, not a curated record. Gene Ontology annotation, molecular function: protein binding. Lineage: Eukaryota; Metazoa; Chordata; Mammalia; Carnivora; Ursidae. The annotation marks the transcript as partial. The transcript is spliced from 2 exons. Gene Ontology annotation, cellular component: plasma membrane.